This is a messenger RNA of Orcinus orca (killer whale), 2423 nucleotides long. It is a transcript of the gene FOXG1, whose product is annotated as forkhead box G1. NCBI's taxonomy places the organism in Eukaryota, Metazoa, Chordata, Mammalia, Artiodactyla, Delphinidae. Gene Ontology annotation, cellular component: nucleus. Gene Ontology annotation, biological process: regulation of transcription by RNA polymerase II. The transcript has a single exon. Gene Ontology annotation, molecular function: DNA-binding transcription factor activity; sequence-specific double-stranded DNA binding. The record is from RefSeq and is a predicted model, not a curated record. Bases 37 to 1491 code for a protein of 484 amino acids.
CCGCCGCCGCCGCCGUUUCCCCCCGACGACUGGGUGAUGCUGGACAUGGGAGAUAGGAAAGAGGUGAAAAUGAUCCCCAAGUCCUCGUUCAGCAUCAACAGCCUGGUGCCAGAGGCGGUCCAGAACGACAACCACCACGCGAGCCACGGCCACCACAACAGCCACCACCCCCAGCACCACCACCACCACCACCACCACCACCACCACCCGCCGCCGCCCGCCCCGCAACCGCCGCCGCCGCCGCCACAGCAGCAACCGCCGCCGCCGCCGCCCCCUGCACGGGGCGCCCCGGCCGCCGACGACGACAAGGGCCCCCAGCAGCUGCUGCUCCCGCCGCCGCCGCCGCCGCCGCCCCCGGCCGCCGCGCUGGACGGGGCCAAAGCGGACGGGCUGGGCGGCAAGGGCGAGCCGGGCGGCGGGCCCGGGGAGCUGGCGCCCGUCGGGCCGGACGAGAAAGAGAAGGGCGCCGGCGCCGGGGGGGAGGAGAAGAAGGGGGCGGGCGAGGGCGGCAAGGACGGGGAGGGGGGCAAGGAGGGCGAGAAGAAGAACGGCAAGUACGAGAAGCCGCCGUUCAGCUACAACGCGCUCAUCAUGAUGGCCAUCCGGCAGAGCCCCGAGAAGCGGCUCACGCUCAAUGGCAUCUACGAGUUUAUCAUGAAGAACUUCCCUUACUACCGCGAGAACAAGCAGGGCUGGCAGAACUCCAUUCGCCACAACCUGUCCCUCAACAAGUGCUUCGUGAAGGUGCCGCGCCACUAUGACGACCCGGGCAAGGGCAACUACUGGAUGCUGGACCCCUCGAGCGACGACGUGUUCAUCGGCGGCACCACGGGCAAGCUGCGGCGCCGCUCCACCACGUCGCGGGCCAAGCUGGCCUUCAAGCGCGGGGCGCGCCUCACCUCCACCGGCCUCACCUUCAUGGACCGCGCCGGCUCCCUCUACUGGCCCAUGUCGCCCUUCCUGUCCCUGCACCACCCCCGCGCCAGCAGCACUUUGAGUUACAACGGCACCACGUCGGCCUACCCCAGCCACCCCAUGCCCUACAGCUCCGUGUUGACUCAGAACUCGCUGGGUAACAACCACUCCUUCUCCACAGCCAACGGCCUGAGCGUGGACCGUCUGGUCAACGGGGAAAUCCCGUACGCCACGCACCACCUCACGGCCGCCGCGCUCGCCGCCUCGGUGCCCUGCGGCCUGUCGGUGCCCUGCUCCGGGACCUACUCCCUCAACCCCUGCUCGGUCAACCUGCUCGCGGGCCAGACCAGUUACUUUUUCCCCCACGUCCCGCACCCGUCAAUGACUUCGCAGAGCAGCACGUCCAUGAGCGCCCGGGCCGCGUCCUCGUCCACGUCUCCGCAGGCCCCCUCGACCCUGCCCUGUGAGUCUUUAAGACCCUCUUUGCCAAGUUUCACGACGGGACUGUCCGGGGGACUGUCUGAUUAUUUCACACAUCAAAAUCAGGGGUCUUCUUCCAACCCUUUAAUACAUUAACAUCCCUGGGACCAGACUGUAAGUGAACGUUUUACACACAUUUGCAUUGUAAAUGAUAAUUACAAAAUAAGUCCAGGUAUUUUUUAUUAAGCCCCCCCCCCGCAUUUCUGUACGUUUGUUCAGUCUUAGGGUUGUUUAUUAUUCUAACAAGGUGUGGAGUGUCAGCGAGGUGCAAUGUGGGGAGAAUACAUUGUAGAAUAUAAGGUUUGGAAGUCAAAAUUAUAGUAGAAUGUGUAUCUAAAUAGUGACUGCUUUGCCAUUUCAUUCAAACCUGACAAGUCUGUCCUUAAGAGCCGCCAGAUUUCCAUGUGUGCAGUAUUAUAAAUUAUCAUGGAUCUUUAUGGUGGAUGCAGACAUUGAGAACAACCUAAAUUAUGGGGAGAGUUUAAAAAUGUUAAACUGUAAUUUGUAUUUAAGAAGCAUUCGUAGUAAAGGUACCCAAGAAAUUAUUUUGGCCAUUUAUUGUUUUGUUUUUUCUUUAAAAAAAACUUUUUUUUCUUUUGUUUACUUUUAGACCAAAGAUUGGGUUCUAGAAAAUGCACUUGGUAUACUAAGUAUUAAAAAAAAAAAAGAAAAAAAAAAGAAAGUUGUUUCAGUUGGCAGCACUGCCUAUUCAAAUGAAUCAGAGAAUCGGAAGGGGACAAAAUUAAUGAUUGCCUUCAGUUUGUGUUGUGUAUAUUUUGAUGUAUGUGGUCACUAACAGGUCACUUUUAUUUUUUCUAAAUGUAGUGAAAUGUUAAUACCUAUUGUACUUAUAGGUAAACCUUGCAAAUAUGUAACCUGUGUUGCGCAGAUGCCGCAUAAAUUUGAGUGAUUGUUAAUGUUGUCUUAAAAUUUCUUGAUUGUGAUACUGUGGUCAUAUGCCCGUGUUUGUCACUUACAAAAAUGUUUACUAUGAACACACAGAAAUAAAAAAAUAGGCUAAAUUCAUA